GUUUCGCCCUCCCCCUGAGCUCCUGUCAGCUUUCAACCGCCCGCGUCUUGUUAGGAGCGAGUUGACGGUGGCGACAUGGUCCCGGCGGUGGUCGUGAAGUGGAGCGGAGCGUGGCGGUGACUCCGGCGGCGAGCCUUCCGUGUCCCAUCUGCAGAGGAUGAGCAGCCAGCCACCUCAACGACCCUCGCUCACACCAGCGCAGGACGCCUUGCAACUGCGCGAUGCGGCUCAGGGUGCAACGAGGAGGCGACGGUCUCCUCUCUCCUCUCCGCUCAAAGCAUCUCCUGGCCGGGUUCAUGUUGACACUUUCUCCGAGUAGUUUUUUGUCACUGUUGUUGACCACGGCGCCCCCGACGUUUGGCCGCUUUCUGGGGAAGUGCAUCAUGAUCUGAUCUUGAAAGCGAAGCAGGCGGUUAAUAGGAGUCACCUGGAAGCACAUGAUGGCCAACGAGCUGCAAACCGAUCCGGGCGGGCUGUCGGUACUGCAGCAACUCGGCUUGGACCAGAACUCGGACCUCUCGGAUUCCGGUGUGCAGCAACUCCUGGAUGAGUACCGGGAGAGGAUCCGCAGGGAGAUCCGCAAAGAGCUGAAGAUCAAAGAGGGAGCCGAGAACCUCCGCCGAGCCACCACCGACAAGAGAAAUGCCCAGCAGGUGGACUCGCAGCUGCGCAGUUCCAAACGCAAGCUGGAGUGUCUCCACGCUCAGCUGCAGGAGCUCGAUGCGCUCAUCGUGGUCAAGAGUCACAACGAGAACCGAGAUGCCGCUACGUCCCCGGGCUCGGUCAGCCGACCGUCUGCCAACCAGCAGCGCAUUGCUGCGUUGGAGCGUCAGCUAAACAUUGAGUUGAAGGUCAAACAGGGGGCAGAAAACAUGAUCCCCAUUUAUGCCAACGGCGCUACCAAGGACAAGAAGCUUCUCCAGACGGCCCAGCAGAUGCUGCAGGACAGCAAGACGAAAAUUGAUAUCAUCCGCAUGCAGAUCCGAAAGGCCAUGCAGGCCACGGAGCAAUCGGAGGACAGCCCAUGUAAACCCGACCUGUGCGGGGUGGAGUUGCGCGUGGAGGAGCUGUGGCAUCAUUACCGCGUGGAGCACGCCAUGGCGGAGGGAGCAAAGAACAUGCUGCGACUGCUCGGCGCGGGCAAGGUCCAAGACAAAAAGGCCAUCGCGGAGGCGCAAUGCGGUCUGAGCGAGUCAUCGCAGCGUCUGGACCUGCUCAGGUGCUCUCUGGAGCAGCGGCUACUGGAGCUCCCGGAGGACCACCCCAAGGCCUGUCUGAUCAAGGAGGAGCUGGCGUUGGCUUCCUCCUCAGCGUUUAGCAGCCGCCAAAGCACACCCUACGUUCACAACCAGUACAGCACCCUGAGUAAACCGUCGCCUCUCACAGGAACCCUUCAAGUUCAUCUUUUGGGAUGCGUAGGGCUGCCAGAGGUGGUCCCAGGCCGAAGCAGAGGGACCCCCGCGCUUCUUCCCUCUUACUCUCCGGGAGACGGACGCUCCUCCUUCAAACUGAGCGGCCUCUACAGCCGCAGCACCAGUAGCAUGAGCCUUAAGAUCCCCGGCAAGAAUGACGAGCUGUCCACGGAAGUGAGUGCCGUGCUGAAGCUGGAGAACACGGUUGUGGGUCAGACCGCUUGGAGAACGUUUGGCGAUCAGACGUGGGACCAAAGCUUCACUGUGGAGCUGGAGAGGUCCAGGGAGUUGGAGAUAGCCGUGUACUGGCGAGAUUACCGCUCCCUGUGCGCUCUGAAGUACCUGAAGCUGGAAGAGUUUUUGGAUAACCAAAGGCACCGAGUCAAGCUCGAUCUGGAGCCGCAGGGCCUGCUCCUGGCAGAGGUCACCUUUUUCAAUCCGGUCAUCGAGAGAGGACGAAGACUCCAGAGACAAAAGAAUGUCUUUUCCAAACAGCACGGUAAAGCCUUCCUGCGUGCCCGCCAGAUGAACGUGGACAUCAGCACGUGGGUUCGCCUGCUGCGGAACGCCAUCCCGAGUGGAAGCAACCCGCCUGCGUACGCGGCCGCUUUCUCCAGCGACGCUCUCUCGCGCAGCUCCGGAGAAAUUUCUGUGGAAAAGCUAACUCUGGACACAGAAUCUCCCCACAAAGCCCAGAUGGGAGACUUUUCCACCGCGCAGACGGCGCUCAUCGAGCCCCCUUCCGUGCCGGAUGUUCCUGUUCACAGAUCACAGGCUCUGAACUCCUUGCCCAGAGCAAGCAGAGGCCCCGUUUGCUUGCAGGAUUUCAAGCUGAUCGCGGUGCUGGGCAGGGGGCACUUUGGCAAGGUGUUGUUGUCGGAAUACAAGCCGGCAGGCGACCUGUACGCCAUCAAAGCCCUGAAGAAAGGAGACAUCGUCACGCGGGACGAAGUGGAAAGCCUGAUGUGCGAGAAGCGCAUCUUUGAAACCGUCAACGGCUCCCGCCAUCCGUUCCUGGUCAACCUGUUUGCGUGUUUCCAGACGCCAGAACACGUGUGUUUUGUUAUGGAGUACACCGCCGGAGGAGACCUCAUGAUGCACAUCCAUACCGACGUCUUUUCAGAGCCACGCGCCGUGUUCUACUCUGCUUGCGUUGUCUUGGGUCUGCAGUUUCUUCACGACCAGAAGAUUGUUUAUCGAGAUCUCAAGUUGGACAACCUGCUGCUUGAUGUUGAUGGUUAUGUCAAAAUAGCUGACUUCGGUCUGUGUAAAGAAGGCAUGGGUUAUGGGGACAGGACCAGCACAUUUUGUGGGACGCCUGAGUUUCUGGCCCCAGAAGUACUGACGGACACCUCGUACACGCGAGCGGUCGACUGGUGGGGCCUCGGGGUGCUCGUCUACGAGAUGUUGGUCGGAGAGUCCCCCUUCCCGGGUGAUGAUGAAGAGGAGGUUUUUGACAGCAUCGUGAAUGACGAAGUGCGCUACCCGCGCUUUCUCUCCAAUGAGGCCAUUGGCAUUAUGAGACGGCUCCUGAGAAGGAAUCCUGAGAGGCGGCUGGGCUCUGGAGAAAAAGAUGCUGAGGAUGUGAAAAAACAGCCUUUCUUCAGAGAUACGGACUGGGAGGCUCUCCUUCUUCGGAAAGUCUCGCCGCCUUUUGUCCCGUCCAUCAAAGCAAAAGAGGACGUCAGCAACUUUGAUGUGGAGUUUACAGCCGAGGCUCCGACCCUCACGCCGCCCCGCGAGCGACGCAGCCUUUCCCGAAAGGAGCAGGACUAUUUUAAGGAUUUUGACUAUGUGUCUGACCUCUGCUAGGGUCCACAGUGUAGCGGACGGCCACUGCCGGCCUCAGACUCAAAGAGGGGAGGAGGAUGGGAUGGUUAGCUGCAGGAACUCAUGAGAUGAACAACUGGCUUGGAUCAGUGGGUGGGUGUGUGUGUGUGUUUGCGUGCAUGUGUUGAGUGUGAAAGGGGGGAGGAAAAUCAGCCAGUAUGUGAUCGCGUGUCUCGCACAUCUGCAGUGUCAGUGACCUGCUGACCUUUUGGACAAUCUGGAGGGGCUUUUCGCGGAAAUCGAGAUGAUCACCGAAGAUAAUCCAGAUUAUGUAGCAAUGGAGUUGACAUGGUCCCGCUGUGUGCACUGUCUGGAGUCGGCAUCGUUGUCGGCAAAAUGCUCAACGAGCCAAAAAGUAUCAGUCGGAAGCUGGUUAUCCUCACGACAGGUUUUGGUCUCUCAUCUUGUGUUUUUUGUCUAUGCUGUGUCUCACACUGACUCAAAACUCGGUCAGUCCUGAAUGUACGUCGUCACUGUCAAUCAUGCGCUGCUUCAAAAUGAACACUCGGGGGCGCCAAAGAAACGAAAGUCAGUUUACUGUCAAGUCAAAUUCCGUUUCUUUUUGUUGAUUGUGUCAAAAAAAAAAAAAAAGAGGCAUUUGUAAUACUUUGUCCUAUCCUGCUGUAAAAGAUGUGUUGUAAACGUUGUUUUAGUUUCAUUAAAUCACUUUCAUCCACUUUCA
Hippocampus comes (tiger tail seahorse) is the source of this 3924-nucleotide messenger RNA. Its product is annotated as serine/threonine-protein kinase N1-like. The record is from RefSeq and is a predicted model, not a curated record. NCBI's taxonomy places the organism in Eukaryota, Metazoa, Chordata, Actinopteri, Syngnathiformes, Syngnathidae. Gene Ontology annotation, molecular function: ATP binding; small GTPase binding; protein serine/threonine kinase activity. The transcript is spliced from 22 exons. The coding region runs from base 438 to 3224 and encodes 928 amino acids. Gene Ontology annotation, biological process: protein phosphorylation; signal transduction.